Messenger RNA from Osmerus eperlanus (European smelt), 1717 nucleotides. RefSeq lists its product as uncharacterized. NCBI's taxonomy places the organism in Eukaryota, Metazoa, Chordata, Actinopteri, Osmeriformes, Osmeridae. The record is from RefSeq and is a predicted model, not a curated record. The transcript is spliced from 2 exons. The coding region runs from base 485 to 1462 and encodes 325 amino acids.
GUGUGAGUCUCGCCAAUCAUGAAAUAGCUGUGUCGUCAUUAGAACCCGUGCAGUUGCUCUUGAGAAAAUGCGCUCGGCUACACAGCCGGCUGUUCUCGAAUCGAUUUCACAAUACUUUGAUGGAUACGUCACAGUGACCUAGCCUCAACGCUGUCUCAAGUCGGACAAAAAGUCUAACCAGAAUUCACUGCUUCAAGUCAGCCGGCUGCAGCCGGCUACGGCGCUGCAUGAAGUUGAACACACCUCUUCGUACCCAGAAUGCCCCGCGGCAAGCUGAAAAGCUACUAAGUUAAGGGCAUUAGCUUAGUUAAAUAAGCAUUGUUUGGAGUUCUAUUGUUGUGUUUGUUCUGUUUUGAUAUGUGUAAUGCUAUGGUCUGUAGUUUAGAUAAUUUGAGUGUUCACCCUGAUUGGGAAUGUUGUCUAGUUAAAUAGCUAUCCAAGCUGUCCACUGGUGCAGUAGUGUUGGGUAAUCUGGAUCUUGUACAUGAGCCGGGUUGUUUGGCUCAACUCACUGAAAAGAGCAAGUUUACGGAGCCCCAGACAUGACAUUUGUGGCCACGAAAUGUUAAUUUGUGGCCACGAAAUGUUAUUAGGGACUUUAAGCAGUGACGUUAGAGGUCCGCUAAACAUUCCAUGGGGUUGCCGUAGUAGUGGCACAGAGGCGCUCUGCAUGCUACUAAAGAGGCUCACAUACCCAUGCCGUUAUAGCGACAUGAUGCAGCGAUUUGGGCAGCGACCAGUACCAGUCUUGUGCAUGGCAACAAAUUGCGUGCUAGAUUUAAUUUACAAUGUUCACCAUCGCAGAAUUACCGAGUGGAACAACACAAUUUUAAACCCAGUUGCUUUGCAAACAUAUGCUGACUGCAUACAACAAAUGGGCACACCACUGGACAACUGCUUUGGCUUCAUAGACGGCACAGUACGACCUAUCGCCAGACCAGGAAUGAACCAGCGGGUGAUGUACAAUGGCCACAAAAGAGUGCAUAGCUUGAAGUUCCAGGCAGUUGCCAUCCCAAAUGGCUUAAUUGCCCACCUACAUGGUCCAGUAGAGGGAAGGAAACAUGAUUCAGGGCUUUUAGCAGACUCUGGUUUACUACCUGUAAUGGAACAGCAUGCAGUGUCCCCAGCCGGCCAUCCAAUGUGCCUAUAUGGAGAUCCUGCAUAUCCACUGCGUGUCCACCUCCAGGCCCCAUUCAGAAAUGUCAAUCUCACUCCCCAGAUGAUGGCAUUCAACAAAUGCAUGAGUGAAGUGAGAGUGUCUGUAGAGUGGAUGUUUGGAGACAUCGCCAAUUAUUUUAAGUUCAUGGACUUUAAGAAAAAUUUAAAAAUUGGGUUGAGUAGCGUAGGCAAACUGUACAUUGUAUCUGCUUUAUUAAGAAAUGCACUCACUUGCCUGUAUGGUAAUCAGACAUCCACAUUUUUUAAAUUGGAUCCUCCACACAUUCUGGACUAUUUUUCAUGAGUUAUUUACUCUCUGUCGAGUGCAUAUGUUAACUAAGGCUAAAGCCUUAACCCACAAAUCCAUUGAAAUAAAUUACUAAAUUCUAUACACCUUUGACAUUUUUAUGGUAUUAGUGUGAAUAUAUAUAAUGAUAAUAUUGUAGUAUAAAAUUGUAUUUAAUUGUUAAUCAAGACAUGUUAUAGUAGCAAGACUAUAAGAUCUCACCUUAAUAAAGAGCAAUGUCCCGACAUGCAUGUAUAAUAUUUUGUUUUAUUA